Messenger RNA from Rotaria sp. Silwood2, 840 nucleotides. The record is from the annotation of a GenBank genome assembly. Lineage: Eukaryota; Metazoa; Rotifera; Eurotatoria; Philodinida; Philodinidae.
AUGGCUCAUCAACAACAAGAAACUCGUUUCAUUGAAAACUUUAUCAUUAUCUGGGUGGACGCGAAGCUUCGUCACAGAAAUACGACGGAUGAUGAUAUUCAGGCAUCGAUUACAGCACUCCGCAGUAUUGUCAAUUCAAUCAAGGUAUUUUAUACGUGUGAAUCAUGUAUUGAUUUUAUUGACAAUAAAGUGAAAGAAGAAAAGGUCUUUUUGAUUGUUUCGGGCUCGCUGGGGCGGCUACCAGUACCUAGCAUUGAACAUGACAUUAAACUUGAUUCGAUUAAUGUGUUUUGUUUUAACAAAUUCAAAUAUGAACAAUGGGCUACGAAAGAACAACAUCGUAAAAUCAAAGGUAUCUUUACAGGUAUUCAAGAUAUAUGUAAUCAACUCAAGGAAGAUAUAAAACAUUGUCAGCAGGAGUUAACUUCUAUUCAAACACUCGGUUCAAAAACAUUAAAAAUUUCUAAUCAACUUGAUGCUUCAUUCAUGUACUCUCAGUUACUCAAAGAUAUUAUACUCAGUAUAGAAUAUGAUAAUGCAACUCGUGAACAAGUGAAAGAAGAUUUUAUUAGUUUUUGUCGAAUUUGCUACGCUCAGAAUAAUGCAGAAUUGUGUGUAAUUGAAGAAUUCAAGCAAAAUUAUAGCAAUCCAUCUCCGAUUUGGUGGUAUACACGUGAAUGUUUUAUGUAUUCAAUGCUAAAUCGAGCUCUAUGUAAGCAAGAUAUGGAAAUUUUGAUCAAAAUGAACUUCUUUAUUUUUGAUCUUCAUCAACAGCUUCAACAUCUUCAUAAAACAAUGAAAAAUAGUGAGAUAUUGACUGUCUAUCGAGGUCAAGGUUAA